Messenger RNA from Mobula hypostoma (lesser devil ray), 3080 nucleotides. It is a transcript of the gene ube2ql1, whose product is annotated as ubiquitin-conjugating enzyme E2Q family-like 1. Gene Ontology annotation, molecular function: ubiquitin conjugating enzyme activity. Gene Ontology annotation, biological process: proteasome-mediated ubiquitin-dependent protein catabolic process; DNA repair; protein polyubiquitination. The transcript has 2 exons. The coding region runs from base 956 to 1825 and encodes 289 amino acids. NCBI's taxonomy places the organism in Eukaryota, Metazoa, Chordata, Chondrichthyes, Myliobatiformes, Myliobatidae. The record is from RefSeq and is a predicted model, not a curated record.
AUUGGAUUUCUGGUCAAAUCCCGAUGGAAGCGCCGAUUUUAUUCCACUGGAUGCCCUCCCACCCGCCAACGCAGUACUGCCGAAACCCUGCAUUUCUUUUGUGUUACAAAUGAUUUUUCCCCGCAAAUAAUGCAAAUUGUUAGACGAGGCACAAAGGGGCAGGAUUGAACCUUUUAACCAGUGCAGCAAAGACCGAAUAGACAGAUGCUCCCGAAUUUGAAUCUGAGCAAGCGCCGCUUUUGUAUGUCUUCUGGUGAUAUAUCUGGACGUGAGGUUGACGUCGUGGACAGCAGGGACACGGACGUGCGGUCGGUGUGUAUUUAUUAAAGCUCUGGGGUGGACGUUCGGGUCUGGAGCGCCGCGGAUCGAGUGCAGCUUCACAGCGGAGGGAGGCUGGAAGCGCUUUAGCGCAAUGACAAACAUGCAAAGGCCGCCCAGGAGCUGAACUGCGCCGGAACACAUCCCCUCUCACCCCCUUCCAGAGAGACAGCGAGAACAACUCGGGCCCAGGUUGAACGUCUAGUUUUUUUUCCCUAUAUUGAUUUACAUUUCCUGACCAAAACAAAAUCUUAGUGGAUUUUUAUGCAUUUUGCAAGAUCUGGAGAGAACACGCAGCAAGAGCCGCAAAAAAGAGGGAGGAGAGAGAAAGGAUUGUGUGUGUGUGUUUUUUGCCAUUGUGCUGCAGUUGCGAUUGGUAAAGGAGCGGUCAUUUUACCGACCCCGAAUUGAUACUUAAGGGCUUAUUUUUAGAAAAAGAAAUUACAAAAUUGAUAUUCCCUUCGUGUUCGUAAUCCUUGGCACCUAUUUAUGGGAUUCUAAAAAUGACUUCAUUCUGAUGAGCUACACCAAGCAGCAAGCGGGUUUUACUUCUUCGCGUCGACUGCUUUAAAAGCCUCCGGGAGGAAAAAAUAAAUAGAUUACAGCCGGUCGCUGCUGCAGCUCAACUUGCCGAGAGAUGGCUACCCUGCUUCGAAAAAUCGGUCUGAUCCGCUUGCACGACCGAGACACGGACGGGGCAAAGCACCAAGGCUCCCGCAAGGCGAGCAAGAAGAACGGCGGCAAACACUGCAACGCCUCGGGCAACGAGAGUAUCCUGCUGCAGUCCGACCACCACCACCACCAUUACCACAGCAGUAGCCACCACCAGCAGCCGCCGCACAACUCCAAGAGGUGCGAGCAGCUCCCUUCCAAGGACGCCAGCAAGGACAAGCCGCAGCAGCAGCAGACCGGCAGCAAGGUGCCCCCGGGCGGCGGAGGAGGAGGAGGCGGCGGCAGCAGCUCAGUCCCCGGGCAACCCCCCAACAAGCAGCACUGCGCCCAGGUCCGGAGCCGCAGGCUCAUGAAGGAGCUGCAGGACAUCCGCAAGCUGACCGACCACUUCAUCAGCGUGGAGCUGGUGGAGGACAACCUCUUCGAGUGGAACGUCAAGCUGCUGCAAGUUGACAAGGACUCUGCGCUGUGGCAGGACAUGAAGGAGACCAGCACCGAGUGCAUCUUGCUCAACCUCAACUUCCCCGACAACUUCCCCUUCUCGCCGCCCUUCAUGAGGGUGCUGAGCCCCCGGCUGGAGAACGGCUACGUGCUGGACGGCGGGGCGAUCUGCAUGGAGCUGCUGACACCACGAGGCUGGUCCAGCGCCUACACCGUGGAGGCGGUCAUGAGGCAGUUCGCAGCCAGCCUGGUGAAGGGGCAGGGUCGAAUUUGCAGAAAAGUGGGGAAGACAAAGAAAGCCUUCACUCGCAAAGAAGCUGAGGCGACAUUUAAAAGUUUGGUGAAGACGCACGAGAAGUAUGGCUGGGUUACUCCCCCCGUGUCCGAUGGCUGAGCCGCUGAACUCCCAAAGUUUUCAAACCCAAAAAACACUUCCAUCCUCUCAGUGCUGUUUACGAUCCAUUCUUUCUAUUUCAGCUUCAAUUAGACAUGGCAACACAAAGGAAACAUUUACUGUAUUUAUGAAAAGAGAUGUUUACGGAUAAAAGCCUGAAGGGAAUUUGUUUUUUUUUGGGGUGGGGAGGGGAGGGGGGUGGGGGGUAAUGACCUGCUUGUUGCUGGAAUUGAGUUCAUCUGAAUUUGGUUUUCUUCCGCAUCAGGUUUGCAUCAUUCGCCCAUUCUACUACGCUGUAGUUUGCUUCUCUCCAUGCUAAUGAUAAACAGAUGACAUCAUGUAUUUCAUUCCUCACCAUUCUACUAAUUUAAAUUUAAAUGAAGCAGUUAAUAUUUAAUACCCAGGUGGCAGGCAUAGGUUGACAUUUUGCUGUGCUGUUUUUUCACAGGUCAGUUGUCAAUGCAACUUGAAGAUCGUAAUUUGUGUGGAGCUGUGCUCUAUUGUGCUAAAAUUUAAAAUUCUGUCUUGUAGCUGGUUAUUGAUUACUGAAAGUGAACUGUUCUAACUUCAAGUCCAGUGAAAUGAAAGAAGGUGGUUUAACAUGUUUCAGCAUCUUUGCUGAUUGGCACCCCUAUACAUUAUUUAUGAAAGCAGUCUUUAGCAGGGCUAGUCGCACCUGUCAUUCAAACCAACAUCUCAUAGGGUUAACGUGCCAAUGUGGUAAAUAAUGUCACAGUUAGUAGUAGAAUUGUACAUCAAAUGUUUGUGGGAGUAAGGAAAGCAACAUGCUCAUGAUAGAUUGUAGAGGAGUAGAUUUUAAGACACUGCAGAGAUACGAUUCCAAUUCCUGCAUUAAUUCGACGUCUUAAACAAUUCCGAUGUUUCAAUUCCUACUAUAUCUGCAUGUUUAAGGAAUAAGUGGUUGCUAGUUUGCUGAAAGAAUGUUGCUGUCAUUCGUUCUGUGUCAAGAGCUAUUACAUUUUGUCAAGUGGUAAUUGCAUUUGUGUCUUUCUGUUUAAUUUAUUUGUGGUUUGCCAAAUGCAAAACCUUUUGAGCAUGUGACGGGUAUUCUGACUGAAGGGGGAAAACAAAUCUUCGAGAUAACCAAGUUUGAUAGAAGUGUAGUGUGGGGUCAAUCGCACUUACGUACAGUUCUUUAGUGACCAGGUAUUUGGAGAGGCAUGUAAAAGGCAGAGAAAGAAAGAAGAAUGGAUGAAAGUAUCAUAUUGGAUAGAAAAUAAAUGCUCUUUUUAAC